AUGGAAAAGAGGGUCGCUUUGGAGCUAAGGGGAAGGAAUCCUUCACAGGUGAAAGAGUUGAACCUGGAUAAUUGUAGAAGCACUAACAUUAUCGGGCUCACAGAUGAAUACAUCAACUUGGAAAUUCUAAGCCUUAACAAUGUAGGUCUUACAACACUGAAAGGUUUUCCUGCACUGCCCAAACUCAGGAAACUUGAACUAUCUGACAACAGAAUAUCCAAUGGCCUCCAAUUCCUCAAUGGCUGCAAGAAACUGACACAUCUGAACCUCUCAGGGAAUAAAAUCAGAGAUCUUGAUACACUAAAACCCCUUGAGGAAUUUGAGAACUUGAAAAAUCUUGAUCUCUUUAAUAAUGAAGUCACCAGUAUUGAUGACUAUAGGAGUAAGGUGUUUGCUCUACAUCCAUCAUUGAAAUAUUUAGAUGGAUUUGACAAAGAAGAUGGAGAAGCAGAAGACAGUGACGCUGAAGAGGAAGAUGAAAUGAAUGGAAAUAAUGAUAGUGAUGAAGAUAGUUCUGAUGUCGAAGAAGAAGAGGAUGACGAAGAUGUUUCACUAAGUGCAGUUUAUAAUGAAAAUCUUGAGGAAGAAAGCUCAGCGAGCUCAAUGUUCGAUGGCAGCGAUGUAUCAGAGGAAGAGGAUAUAGACGAGGAGGACGGUGAAGGCGAUAAUGACGCUGAUGGAGACCACACUAACAGUAAGGUUCAAGGUAAAAUCAUGGUACGUACUUAUAAGAAAAAAACCAAAGGAGGGGAGUGGUCGAUAGAUUCUAAGAAAAUAGCUUUAGAUAAAGUUUUGAGCAAAGAGAUGGGAUACAAAAAAGCUGCUUCUGCAUACGCAGUACCUCAGACUACUUUAGAGCGAUGUGUUAAGAAAAUGAAGGAAGGGGGUGAAGUUACUAUUGGUAAACCAAUAGGGUAAACCCUUAGACCCGAAAAAAUCUAUAUUUACAUCUAAGGAAGAAGGUGAAAGAACGCUCUGAAAUAUAUGGAAGAACGUCUUUUUGGACUAACAACUACCGAACUGAGACGUCUAGCAUAUCAUAUCACAACGCUUGUGCUGGCGUGGACGAUGAAGAUCUGGAAGAAAUACACAUUUGCUUGUUUUGUGAGAACGAAUAGCCUUCCCCAUCAUGCCCCAUAGUAAGGGGCAAGAUGGUUUUUCAUAAUGUUCCUAUUAAUUAUAAAAAUAUGUGAUACGUUGAUUCUCCAAAGACUGUACCAAAUCAUAGUUAGAUUAAUGACUUAACGUGCCAUAAAUUAAUGAGAGUAAUAAACAGUGAUUGUGCUGUAAUUUUGUUAUUUCUCUUCUUCGUCUUCUCGUCACCCAUCCCUCAAUGUCUCAAGUCGAAAGUCUUCGACCAGUGCGUCCUCCCAGUUAUGACAUACGGCGCCGAGACGUGAACACUCACGGCGGGAUUGGUCCACCAGUUUAAAGUCGCUCAGAGAGCUAUGGAAAGGGCUAUGCUCAGAGUAUCUCUGAAGGACCGCAUCAGAAAUGAUGUAAUCCGACAGAGAACUGGAGUCACCGACAUACCGAAUUAGCAAACUGAAGUGGCAGUGGGCUGGUCACAUUAGCCGCAGAACGUAGUGUGGGACGCCCUGAGACAAGAUGGGAUGAUGACAUUCAUAGGCUGGCUGGAGUGGGCUGGAUGAGAGUGGCAGAAAAUCGGGAGCAGUGGCGUGCAUUAGGGGAGACCUAUGUCCAGCAGUGGACGAGCAUGGAUCUAUGAUGAUGAUGAUUUUGUUAUUUCCCUUAGCUACCCCAUCAUGCCCCCCAUUCCCCUAAUCAUUAACUGAUUUAAUAGAAAAUAUUUGUGAUAUUCAAAUGCGUGGUCGGUUAUAUAGCCGUCUCUUUUCCUCGCGGUUCGUACCUGCUAUUUUGCUAAUAGCGCAUUCAGAAUUGCGCGUAAAAACAAAUAAAUAUGGUCUUUAUUCUUCCGCAUAUAUCAAUAAGUCGUUAAGUUUUACGAGCUUGCAUUUGGAACUAUCCUAACUCUUUGACGCAUGCGUUUUAAUUAAGACCUUAUACAAUGUGCAUUAAAGGUGAUUUUAAAUGUUUAAAUAAUACAUUAUAUUGUUUUUGACUACGCGGUCAUCUUACUGAGCUCCGUGGAUCGUCCAAUGUACCUUUUGAAAAGGUUUCGGCCACGAUUCUGUUCGUGAUGUUGUAUCUAGGGUAUUUUAUAUCGUUGGAGAAAAUAAAUAAAAUACGAGUGUGCUUAUGACUACACGACUGAAGUGGAACUUAUUAAGCUCCAUCUGUAUAUAUAUAUAUAUAUAUAUGUGUGUAUGUACAACAUAUACAUAUUUCAUUUACUAGCUAUAAGAGAAAGAUAAUGUGCGCGCGCACUGCUUUCUCUUGCUUAUAUCCCCCACUAAACUCCCGUUCGCCUCACCCGAACACACUUUUCGUAACGCAUUCGCCAUCUUACCCCCCCAAGUCAUGCGUGCGUAAAGAAAUUUCACUUCAAAAAUAUUGUUCCAAUACUUUUUGAUAAUCUACCUGAUAGACAAAGAAGAAAAAGUUAGUCAUCAGCCCUAUUGUUGCAAUUAACUUCACGACUGCUAUCAUUAUAUUCCAUUGGGCCAAAGUCUGACGUAGUAAAUCCUGAGAUCUGACGCAAUGGCCCUCCAUAAAGUACGUUAGGUUUUUUUUUUACCCUUCCCCCAUCAUUAUCAUUAUUAGUCACAUUUGUCUCCCCAUCCCAAGUGUGACGUCACAUAUUUUGCUAUUUAGCAUCUAGAAAUUAUUAAAUUAAAAAUGCAGUUCCCAAAAAUUAACAACAAAACAAAUUAAAACCCAUAAUAACAUACAGAUGGAGUUCUAAAUAUUUUUAAGUUUUCUGACAUUAGUUCAAAAGUAUUAGAUUUUGAAAUAUGACAUCAAGAAACUUAUGUAACGUUGUGCGUUAAAUAGUCUGUAAUAAACGAGUUUGCAAUCCACUACAUCCAGGACGGAUCCCCUUUUAGGCCAGUCAUUUCUUCCCUCUUACCUACUACCGAGACGUGACGGCCAAGGAAUGUUAAUUUGGGCAAUUAAAGGAUUUAUUUUCUACAAGUAAAUCUUUUGAUUUCGGAACCCACUAACAUACAUAACGGACCAGUCCCAUCCUUUGUCACACAAUGGCACUCUUUAUCGAACCCCUCCCUCCCCCUUAACGUGUGACAUACUCAUAGAGGUAUAAGAAUAGAGUGCGGAAGGCGGCUCUCAAAGUGUCCGUCUAGUAGAAAGAGAAAGAAGAUGAGAGACCGCUAGCUAUCUCUCUCUUGUGACGCAUGCGCAGUCUGUCCAAUAGUUGGUCCAAGCAUCACAUAGAAAUAGUAAGAUGAUUACGAUUGCCAAUGCGCAUGCGCGAUUAGAGAGUGAAAGCUAUCGGUCUCUCAUCUUCUUUCUAUUAGAGGGACACUUCCACUUGUAGGAGAGUCUAUAUCUCCCCUACUCUAUUCUUAUACAUCUAUGGACGUACUUUAUGAAUAACUCCUAACCCCGUCUCCGUGGAUAAACUACAAUAAAACAGUUCUCAUGAUCAGUAUUAUUUACCUGCAGUGGUCUAUAAGGUGUAGCUUACUUCGACUCAAUUCAAUAGGAAAAUGGAUAUGCCCUACCUAUCUUACUGAAUAAAUAGAUCAAAGCAGAAACGAGUUUAUCAUAAUAUAAUUACCACAGACUUACAUUGAAGUAGACCAUGUACAUGUACUGCAAAAUCAUAGGCCCUGGUCACUUAUUUCAAGUAUAUCGUUUUUAAAGCUUACAAUUACAUAUAGUUAGGUAUUUUUUAAACAUGACGAUUGUCGUCCGGUAUCGAGAACGGUGUAAAUUAGCGUAAAAGGAAGACCAUUGGUUAUCCUUUUGGCACGCGAAGUACAUACAAUUGCGUUAUCAAUUUCGAUCUAAGGUAGUGGCACCAACGAUAUUAAAUACCUUAGAUACACCAACACGACAAAAUCAUGCCCGAAACCUGUCCAAAAGGUAUAUUGGCCGAUCCACGGAGCUCCGUUAGAUGAUCGCGUAGUCGCAACAAUAUAAGGCAUUAUUUAAACAUUGAAAUUCACCUUUAAAGCACACUGUAUAAGGUCUUAAAAGGCAUGCGUCAAAGAGUUAUGACAGUCCGAGAUGUAAGCUCGUAAAAUUUUACGACUUAUUGCUAUAUGCGGAAGAAUAUAGACCUUGUCUUUGACUCUACGCGCAAUUCUGCGCGGUUAGCAGGUUCGGACAGCGAGGAAAAGAGACGGCCAUAUUUCCGACCAUGCAUUUAAAUAUCAUAAAUAUUUUCUAUUAAAUCUGUUUAUAGUAAGUAUUAAAUCAAAAUUUUCUUCAAAUGUGUUAAAUGAGCAAGCAUUGAUUAGAUACCAGUUGAAAAAACUCAUUUUACAUACUGUAAGUAUUUAUUUCGCGUUUUUUCACGGAGCUCAGCGGCAUGUUGACUUUUUAACGGUUCGUAUGUAACCGUGAACCAAAAAGUGCUUGAAUCGUGUUCAAGCACUUCUUGAUAGGGACACAAUUUAAGCGCACGUGGUGUAUCUAGGGUAUUUAAUAUCGUUGAGUGGCACCAAUGACCGACAGGAGCCAAUGAUGAACGUUUUUUUCUGUGAUCACUGAAAGUAGGAUUAGGCGACCGAUCGCUAAAUGUCGUAACACCUGGUGUUGCCAUAUUAAGUGAUCGGUUACCUGCUCUUGUUUUCAUUGAUCACGGAAGGAAAUGUCGAUUAUUGGUGUCACUAGCUUACGUAUGAGAUAUUUACCUUGAUAGUGUGCUAGCUUCU
Molecule: messenger RNA, 4763 nt
Organism: Chilo suppressalis (striped riceborer)
Lineage: Eukaryota; Metazoa; Arthropoda; Insecta; Lepidoptera; Crambidae
Source: the annotation of a GenBank genome assembly